AUGGCAAGUCUCAGAUCCUUGCUCCUAUUCAACUCACCAUUAACAUCUUACCCAGGCAGUGAUAACGAGAAAGCGCGCCUUGAAAACGAAGUAGCAUCCUAUGACCCAGAGCCAUAUUGGUCAUACUAUCACCCAAAACUCCUCUCCACCAAUCCAUUUAAUCUUCUGGCAUCUCCAAAACCAGAAUUCCCAUCCCAGAGUAUCUCAGAUCAAGACGGAGGUGAUUCAUCUACACGCUUACCUCCCCAUAAAGCUGGCGCCAAAGAGAGCAUAUCUGCCUUUCUCUCCCGUCUACCCCCCUCAAUCACUCCACUCUCAACAGCAGGCCCAUGGAUCUGGACGCGCGGACGAGCUGCAAAAAGUCUAAGCAAGAGUUUAGAGUCUCGCGAGGAAGCCAAGUUCGUGAAAGAGGGAACCGAGCUCCUCAGUGCAUUCGACGAGAAAGAAGCCGAGCUACGUGCUGUGCACGAUGAAUCAGGCGCGAAGACUACCUCUGGCUUGACGCGCAAACUCAAUGUUGCGCGCAAAGAGCUGGAGAGCGAUAUUUUAUCUUUGGCCCGCGGUACUGGCAUUACGGCGGGGAAAUGGAUGUUGUUCCCCUCUGUCCAAAUGGUUGACUCGACGUGGAAGACUAUUGUUAAGGCGUUGGAUAAGGGAGAUGUAUGUGCGGAUGCUAAGGUCGCUACGAAUGAUGGAUCGGAUCAAUCACGCUUGAUCUGCGUUUACACUGAGGAUUUUGGCGAUAAGGAUGAUGUCAAGCGGGUCUUGCAGAUGUUAGCUCGCGAGCAGCUCUUUAACCCUCGGGAAAGACCGAUAUACUACAAAGCUGACGCUUAUACUUUACUUGAGAUUAACGCGAAGAAUCGGUGGCAGCUCAAGGCAAGCAUGUACUCGAGCAAGGAUUUCAGGGUGUGA
Penicillium angulare is the source of this 915-nucleotide messenger RNA. Its product is annotated as DUF1917 domain-containing protein. The coding region runs from base 1 to 915 and encodes 304 amino acids. The transcript has a single exon. NCBI's taxonomy places the organism in Eukaryota, Fungi, Ascomycota, Eurotiomycetes, Eurotiales, Aspergillaceae. The record is from RefSeq and is a predicted model, not a curated record.